GACCCCGCUCGCCUCGCUAAGGCGAUAUCGGCAAAUGGGAGGGGUUGACAAAUGGUGGAUAAAAGCCCCCCUCGCUGCCCGCCACUUCUCGACUUCCACAGACGUCCCCGAGCACCAUCGCACCAUCGCACAACGCCCGGCAGACUGCGCAACAGAUGUUGUGCAAUCUCCGGGGCGCCCUUGCUGCGCGCCUGCUGCUGCUGCUGGCCCUCCUCCUGGCCGCGCUAUGCCCCGCCGCUGCGAAGCGUAAAAACCUCAUCAUCGACACGGACAUCUUCAGCGACUGCGAUGACGCUGGCGCGCUCCUCCUAGCCGCAACGUCGCCCAACGUGACGCUGCUCGGCCUCAACGUCAACGUGCGCUCCUCCUACUCGGCCCUCGCCGCCUCGGCCAUCCUCGCCCACUACGGCCAGGGCCACGUCCCCAUCGGCGCCCGCCGGCCCCUGAAUGGCGACACCUUUGUCGACAAGUUCUUCUGGUCCCUCGGCGAGUUCACCAGCAAGGUCGCCUACCACUGGCGCAGCGACGCCGCCCUGCUCCCCUGGGACGGCGCCGCCGAGCAGUCCGAGGACCCAGUGGCGCUGUACCGCCGCCUGCUCGCCGCCGCCGACGACGGCAGCGUGACGGUGGCCUCGGUCGGCUUCCUCGCCAACCUGUCGGCCCUGCUCAACUCGACGGCCGCCGACGGUCACUCGCCCCUCGCCGGGCCCGAGCUCGUCGCCGCAAAGGUGGCCGAGCUCGUCGUCAUGGGUGGCCAGUACCCGUCCGGCCGCGAGUUCAACUUUUUUGGUGACGACCCCUCCCACACCGCCCACGUAGUGCGCGCGUGGCCGGGUCGCAUCGUCUACUCGGGCGCCGAGCUCGGCGGCGCCGUCUUCUCGGGCGGGCCGCUGAUGGAGCGCGGCCCGGCCUCGGACCCCGUCGGCGCCGCCUACCGCUACUACACGUACGGCAAGCCGAGGCAGUCGUGGGACCCCCUGACGGUCCUUUAUGCGACUGGCGGGCUGGGCGACACGUUCGAGUACGGGGCCGAGAGCGGCUUCAACCGCGUCAACGCCACUGACGGCUCCAACGAGUGGGUCGCGGACGCUUCCGUCACAACGCAGCGCUGGCUCAAGCUCAAAGUCAGCAACGUCACUGCUGCUGCCACGCUGGACCGCUUGUAUCUGGACGCCGCCGAGCGCUGGGCAACGCCCGCGUCGCCUUCUGUGACCAGCCGUCGACGUGCUCUGCUGCCUUCUGGUGAGAAGGGAGAGCUGUGAGACUGAAACCAAGGCUGGAAGGUCAGUCCUCUUGGCAAGCCACCAACGCUUGGUCAAGGGCAGGAGAUCCCCCUACCUCCUACUCCACUUUUUUCUUUGUUUUUAUGAUGGAUGAUGGAAUGAUGCCACCAAGGGGAAAAGAUUCCCCUCCGUACAACCCUCUCUUUUGUUUGAUGAAUAAUGUUGUCAAGGGAAGCUAUCCCUGCUACAAACUCUUCUUUGUUGGAUAUAGAUCUGUUUAGCAAUUCACUAGUCUGAUGAA
This is a messenger RNA of Gaeumannomyces tritici R3-111a-1, 1524 nucleotides long. RefSeq lists its product as hypothetical. Bases 156 to 1262 code for a protein of 368 amino acids. NCBI's taxonomy places the organism in Eukaryota, Fungi, Ascomycota, Sordariomycetes, Magnaporthales, Magnaporthaceae. The record is from RefSeq and is a predicted model, not a curated record. Gene Ontology annotation, molecular function: hydrolase activity, hydrolyzing N-glycosyl compounds. The transcript has a single exon.